Messenger RNA from Sinocyclocheilus rhinocerous, 2748 nucleotides. RefSeq names its product pleckstrin homology domain-containing family F member 2. Gene Ontology annotation, molecular function: metal ion binding; phosphatidylinositol binding. Gene Ontology annotation, cellular component: early endosome. The record is from RefSeq and is a predicted model, not a curated record. Bases 51 to 788 code for a protein of 245 amino acids. The transcript has 2 exons. NCBI's taxonomy places the organism in Eukaryota, Metazoa, Chordata, Actinopteri, Cypriniformes, Cyprinidae. Gene Ontology annotation, biological process: endosome to lysosome transport; endosome organization.
CCAAUUGUAACCUCUUAUUUUUCUCCUUCUCUUUCUCAGGCGUGUGAAAGAUGGUGGACCGCUUGGCGAACAGUGAGGCCAACUCUAAGCGCAUUGGAGUCGUGGAAGCAUGCUUUGGCACAGCAGGUCAACCGCUAGCCAUCCCAGGUCGAGUGCUGAUCGGAGAGGGCGUUCUCACAAAGCUGUGCCGCAAAAGGCCCAAAGCCCGGCAGUUCUUCCUCUUCAAUGACAUCCUGGUGUAUGGCAACAUCGUCAUCCAGAAGAAGAAGUACAAUAAGCAGCACAUCAUCCCUCUGGAGAGCGUCACCAUAGACACGGUAGAGGACGAGGGCGACCUGCGCAACGGCUGGCUCAUUAAAACGCCCACCAAAUCCUUCGCCGUCUAUGCCGCCACAGCUACGGAGAAGUCUGAGUGGAUGAGCCACAUCAGCAAGUGCGUCUCGGACCUACUGGAAAAAAGCGGGAAAUCUCCCACUGGCGAGCACGCGGCCGUCUGGGUGCCCGACUCUGAGGCGACCGUGUGCAUGCGCUGCCAGAAGAUGAAAUUCACCCCCGUCAACCGCCGCCACCACUGCCGGAAAUGCGGCUUUGUCGUGUGCGGCCCGUGUUCGGAGAAGAAGUUCCUGCUACCCAGUCAGUCGUCCAAACCGGUGCGGGUGUGCGAGUUCUGUUACAAGCAGCUCUCCACGGGCGGCACCCUCCCGUCCCGCUCAGACUCCUACAGCCGUUCGGAGUUUUCCAGCAACAAUAUCUCAGACGACGACGAUGAUGAUGACAGCAGUGACUGAGGGUCACUUUUAGGAAUAUUGACCAUCUACAGAUCAUAUCCCAUUAUUUUAGUCUAAUUUUCAUUCAGGGUGUGCAAAGGUUCCUGUGGCAAUAACACCUUCCCAAAACGAUUAAAGGCCCCUGUGCAUAUGAACAAAAGCUACCGUAUCCUUACUGAGCAAUGCUGCUAUCCACUGGAGGAAGAGAAUGUUGGGUAAUGUGAUUGCGGGCUGUUCCUAGGCAUACUCUCCCUCAGGUGAAACCGUGUAGUGCAUUAUAACUAGGUUUUAAACAAGGAACUGCAUUUAGUGCUUUGAACAACUAACCACUAACAAACCGUGAAAGUAUGCGUUCAGGUGAAGGUCUUCUGUUUCUCACUUUCCUCAGUUUCAAGUAAUUGCAAAUGACAAAUCAGAUAGACGCUACUAAGCUUGUAAAUGCGUGUAUAUAAUGCUGUGGUGUAGGAAGUCUGUUGGAAAAUUCAUCUGACGAGGUCGUCGCUGCCUUAGUGCCUUCUUAUUUAUUCUCAGGAUCCUCGAAAUGAGAAACUAUUUAUGACUUGGGCUGAUUUCUUCACUUUGAGACACCUGCCUUCGUUUGAUGGCACAUCACAUGACGUAUUCUGUUUAGAGGUGCACAGGUCCCAUUCAGUGACCAUUUUUAUUCAUAUGACUGUAGUUAUGAUCAAAACUAGACCGACAGUUUCAGCUGAGGACAGUCGAUUAUAUUCUCUCAGUCCAAAUAGCUUUUGGACCGGAUUUCAACUCUAUACAUAUAUACACAUUAGCAUGCAGCCCACAGGAAUCGCACUAAUCGUCACAAAGGCGAAGGAAGCGCUAUCCUUUUUGCCCGCUCUCUCUCAUUGGGGUCUUUGUGUUAGAGAAGUCACAUGUCGGGCCUUGAUAGUCAGUCCCACACGUUUUGAACGGGAAUCGAAAGCAUUAUGAGGAAGCGACUGUCACACAGCCACCUUGUUUCCAAAGAAGCUGCUAAGCGGGUAAUUCGAAAAGUUUUUUACUUCUAGACAAGUCAAGCUGGUGGGAGAAUCAGCUAUACUGCUUGAGAACUGUGUCUCAGUACUGAAUACUUGAUCACCUGUGUAGAUGGCAUAUUUUGUUUGUGUCAGAAUAACAAAACUGACAUUGAAAAGGGAUAUUUAAUUAACCUAACUCUGGCUAAAGAGCCCGCUCAGACUGUCUAGUUCAUAUGCAAUGACAGAUACACUUAAGUCAAAAGUAUUUUUUUGCUUUUACACAUUUAUGUGAGACUUAUUUGAGAUUUAGAAAUAGGUUUACUGUGAUUGACUCAAGGUAAUUAUCUAAUCUUGCUUUUGGAAUAUAACGUUAGAUUCCAGGAUAGUUAUAUUUGGCAUAACGUUUGAUUUAAUGAAUUGUUUUAAUCGUUCCAAAUAUAACCUGAGAUGAUUUGUUUUAGUUUUACUUAUAUGUUGUAAUAUUCUGAGAUGAUUGUUUUGAUUUUGCAUGUUGUAAACUUUUGUACAGUUUUUUUGUAUAUUUACUCUUAGUUGGGCUUGCUGCCUUUUGUUUUUUUUCUUCAUAGCGUUUCCGUGUGGUUCAUGUGUGCGUUUCCUGAACACCUCUGGAUCAGCUACCAGCACUUUACUCUCUCUGCAAACCACAAGAGAGGGGCGGGGCCUGGUUGGGGGAGGGGCUUGGGUAGGAUGUGGGCGGGGACUACAUGUCUUUACAAAUCUGGCCUGCAAAUACAAGAGAAUAGAUCUGAGUAGAGGAUAAACAGGAUUGGCAUUUACUUUCCAUUUGUUUUCUUUUGUGAUUUCUUGAACAUGUAAUUUAUGAUUCCCUUGUUCUUGGAUGAAUUUUGGGGGAUUUUCUGUUUCUUGUACAUUUUUUGCCAUUUUUAAUUCUCAUUUAAAACUCUGAAAGGGCUGAAAACUGAUUGUAAUCCAUCAUAACAUCAUUAUUAGAUACUAAUUCUGAGGAAAAUAUAUGCAUUGCUUAA